This is a messenger RNA of Macroventuria anomochaeta, 939 nucleotides long. RefSeq lists its product as uncharacterized. The record is from RefSeq and is a predicted model, not a curated record. The transcript has 2 exons. Lineage: Eukaryota; Fungi; Ascomycota; Dothideomycetes; Pleosporales; Didymellaceae. The coding region runs from base 1 to 450 and encodes 149 amino acids.
AUGUCUCGACGGAUAAAUUGCGAAGUCCGACACAUGGAUCAGGCGGCUCCGCACUCAAAGAUCGUCGCGGUGUUGUUCUUGUCUCGUACAACAGUCACUUCGUGUAGAAGCAAAAGUGCAUCCAGCUCAAGGUCUGCAGAUACAGCAGCAGAUCGAGCGAGGCAAGAGACCGGCCUACAGUAUACGUCGCGAGUGCCCGGCUAUCUCAACCCUCUCACGCUUCGAAGAUGGACAUACCACGCCGCCACGCCCGUAGCAGGGUACUCCAUCAUCGGCACAUUCGGCGCGGUCGUCAGUCAAACCAUCGUCAUCGGCAUGUCCAACGUGGCUGGCGCAACGAAGAAAAGCGCCAUGGCCGCAGCUAUCUUUGUGGCGUAUUGUGUGGGCAAUAUCGUUGGGCCGCAGCUUAUCAAAAGUCAGACUAAGGCCCAGCAUUACCCGGAACUGUAGUCCAGGCUGAUUAUCUGCUAUUGUAUUACGACUGUGGCCGCAGUGGCGCUGUGUGUGUUGCUGUCGAGGGAGAAAAAGAAGAGAGAGGGUCUGCCGGUCGAUGAGGAUAAGAGAUAAGGUAGCGUUCAUGGACUUGACGAAUAAGGAGAGUAGGUACUUUAGGUACGUGUUGUAAGGUGGACUAAGAGUGUUAAGAGAUGGAAUGAGCGUGUCCUCGGAAAGACUUUGAUGAUCAUGUGUAUGUACAGUGGUUGGGGUGUAUGGAUAGGGUAGCUUGAGAAUGUUGGAGCGAUAUGCGCGUGGGCAGGACUGAUAUACGAGCCUGGAGUGGGUCGGGGCUACAACGAGGUGUUCUAUGACUGGUGAAGAGUUGUUGCUACCCGUUGGCUGAAUUGCGUGAAUCUAGCCUUACAUUCUACCUAGUGUUGAUGCCCGUAGCAUAAGAGAGGUAGAGUGAACUGCCAAGAAUACAAGUUACUUUACCGACAU